Molecule: messenger RNA, 1301 nt
Organism: Corticium candelabrum
Lineage: Eukaryota; Metazoa; Porifera; Homoscleromorpha; Homosclerophorida; Plakinidae
Exons: 1
Coding region: 1-1089 (362 amino acids)
Source: RefSeq, a predicted model, not a curated record
AUGAGCACCCACCAUCAUAACAAAGAGAACUCUGACGACGCACGAACAGAAAAAGAAAUCGAUGAGUCGACUGCUCGUUUGCUGCGGUCAACCAGCGUUGACCGUUUCGGUCCAGUCGUUGUGGUUGGCCUCACAGUUCCAUCGGUCGGCUUCGGAAAGCUCUCUCUUACAACGGAACCGUUCCACCAUAUAGACAAGAUACCGGAUAUUGCUCCAAUGGAGUUAAAGAUCGAAGAAGGACUACCCAGAAUGAACCUCACCGACAGCGACAAGAAUCUGUUUCUCAAGUUUAGAUCUCCCGAAGUGACAUGCCAAGUUGCAGUAACUUUGGAAAAGAACCCGGUAGAAGAACCAUCGACGCUGACCGACUGGGAAGUCAUUAUUGUUCAAGUUGUCAACGAAAACGAGGAAAUACACGCAUAUGGAGCAGCUAGAGAUUCCGAAGAAGUCGAUUUUAUGUUGAAUCAAUACUUUCAGGUCGACGGACGAUCUUAUGAGGCACCAAUACUCGACGUCGACGGCCGAACGUGCACGUGCAACAUGAAGGAUCCGGCCUACAGCAGUACGGCACGCCAACCGUUCGACAUCCAAGUCGUUCUCGAUAAAAAAUUUCUCUUUGGGAAACUGAGCUGCAGAGACCGUAUAGAAAGCAUGGCACGUGUCUCGUUCCGUCCGCGAUCCGAGACAGAUCCCGACAUGCGUAGUUUCUUUAGUAAACACUCGAACUUACUGACGGCAGACGAAUACUAUCUCAACAGGAUCGAGAAGAGGUCGUCCAUGUUCACGUACCUGACCAUCUACAAUACAAAUUCUCGAGAGGUGUACACACCCAUGGCGGUGCAGUGGUUCUUUGAUUGUAAGUUGAGGCGAGUGACGGGCACGGACGAAUUCGAGUGGUACGAGACGUCGUGUAAUCAGCUCUCGCCUGUUGCUUGGACGGAGUCGCGACCGUUCGGUUUUCCGUACCUGUCCAGUCGUAUUCUCGAGCGACACGAGCUGCGGUGCUCUUCGAGUUCCGACGGUCGCUUGUGUAAGGGAUAUGCGACAUUCAAUAACAGCGUUCGUUUUGAAGCAAGAAUGAUAAAAUAAUUUUAUUGUGAGUCCUUAGUUGACACGUGGAUGGGACCAAAACGCUUAGUAUUAGCGAGAAGAAUUGCUUACAUAGUCUGACUACAGAGCAUUUUGAAGAUCUAGAUGAGUUUUUCGAUAUUGUUCUUUACUUAAUAAUGCCAGUCAAUUGUACACGUUGUAGUUACUAUACUAAUUACCGAUUCUAGUCAUAAAUCUAACGGGCGGGGACA